Molecule: messenger RNA, 1029 nt
Organism: Aspergillus melleus
Lineage: Eukaryota; Fungi; Ascomycota; Eurotiomycetes; Eurotiales; Aspergillaceae
Product: retropepsin-like aspartic protease
Exons: 1
Coding region: 1-1029 (342 amino acids)
Source: RefSeq, a predicted model, not a curated record
AUGCCUUACCGAGCGAAAGUGACCCCAAAUAAACGGCUAUUGGCAUCUCAUCUGACCACUUGUUCUUUGACCGCAGCCUUAGGCUCCCGUGAGGAUGUUCAGCAACAGCCUUCGUCUCUCAAGUCCAUAACUCGAAGGUUUAUAUGGAUCCUGGACUAUAUCAAGCCUUCACGUGUGUUUAACUUGAGAGGACGUCGAGUGGAGCGUGUCAGCUAUGCCGAGCAUUCCACAGUCGCCUCCCGAACUCCUUAUAUUCGAUCAGCACAAAUUCCUCUCCUUAAUCCGUGGAGCACUUUUGGAUUUGAAGGACAACUUCUUGGAACAGCUACCUCCUUGCGCUAUGCAAUCUAUAGCCAGAGUAACGAUCUUCGAAUACCCUUUCUUUCGGAAGAUGGUCCUGCCCAGUACGACAGGCUCGUAGCCGACAACUUAGCAAUUGGGCUGACACCGUCAUCGUCAUCGUCGAGCCAUCCGUCACUCCUAGAGAUACCAGAUUUCACUGAGAGAAUUGAGCGCCAACGCAUUGGAACUGAACAGACAACCCCGUUUGAGUUAGACGACCAUACAGGCGACAUCUCUGGUGUCACUUCAAGUCCGACCGACAUCGUUCCUGUCUCUGUUCAUCCACUCAAAGACAAGAACCUGUUCCAAACAACUGCCUAUAUCAUUAGACCUGACGGCGAAAAGGGUGGUGUUUUGAUGAUGAUAGACACACAGUCAUGUCACAAUCUCCUUAGCUUCGAGAGAUGGAAAUCUUUGAACCUCAAGAUGGAGCCUUAUGACCGAAAGUUGUACCCUUUGCAGACAUUUUCCGCGCCGGUCAGGGGAGUCAAGCCGCACGGCAUUGUUAAGAACGUGGAGUGGCAUAUCGCCAACCACAUGAGGACCAAUAUCUCCGAUUACCUGGUCGUCGACAUGAGAGAUUACGAUGCAGUUCUUGGUCAGAGUGACAUCGUAAGAUACGAUAUCCUUCGGCCGGGUCCCGGAAUUGAGCGCCCUGCCGUCGACCGAAACUUGGUUCAGGCCUAA